Opisthorchis viverrini is the source of this 1685-nucleotide messenger RNA. RefSeq lists its product as hypothetical. Bases 1 to 1494 code for a protein of 497 amino acids. NCBI's taxonomy places the organism in Eukaryota, Metazoa, Platyhelminthes, Trematoda, Opisthorchiida, Opisthorchiidae. The transcript is spliced from 5 exons. The record is from RefSeq and is a predicted model, not a curated record.
AUGGGACAUCUGGGCGAACAGGCACACCGGAGACGAAACCAGGUUCUGAUGCGACAAGAUUGUACUGCUCUUAUUGGCGUUGCAAUGGCACUAGUAUUGCAUACCAUGGCGCUUUUGGCAGAUGCCGAAAACUUUGUGCCCAUCAAAAAUCGAAGUAUUUUGUUCAAGGAGCACAAAAUCAGAGAGGCGCAACAGCCAACAGGCAAACAGCAAGCUAAUGGCGGAUUUUGGUUCAACAAAGGUCACCCCAAUGCUCACUGUUUUCAAGCGCCUGAAGGACUUGAUUGCAAAAGUGUUCUGCAGAAUCAGGCCUCCGCAGAGAAGGCUCUGAAUAACUGGAAACUUGAUUAUCGCCAGUUACUGUCGCGGAUAACUUGCACUCUGCAAAAGCUAAGCUGUCCCCUUGAAGGGCGUUCACUUCAACUCCACGAUAUUCCCUGCCAGUCUUCGUGUUUGGAAUUCUUGGAAAGCUGCGAGAAGUCAAGAUCUCUCGAAGGACAAUAUAAUAAUCCAGUAUCGGCAAUACCCGCUGGAUGUCCGGUGGAAAAACGAAGAGUACCAUUGGACGCUCCGUCGUGGUCACACUCUCAAAAAAAUCAAAUGUACUCAAGCAGGGCAUCCAGUCCAAAUGCACAUAGAUUUCCGUAUGGUAGUACCUUCUAUGCUAGACGAUACUCGACCUACAGAAACCAACCUUCAUCAUUGUCUCCUCGGGAUGUUCGUCCGUAUCCUCAAACGCAUCAAGCGACUCCCACUUUCGAUUCCGGAUAUUGGAAACCUCGUUACCAGAGAAGAGUUAGCUCUUUCAGGUCCCAAGAACAUAGUAGAGGACAUGAAAGUUCAGAUCAGUUGUCGUUUGAGCAAUAUACGUAUCCCAGUCGACAUGAGGAGAACAAAGGCGAUCUUGAAUUGACUCGAGCAGCCUGCUCACUUUUACCAACAGGUGGUUGUGAGAAGUGGCCAGACUAUUGGGGACUGCAAAAUCAAGACAGCUCACCUGUACAACAAAAAAUACAAGUGAACCCUGGAUGUCCAAGUGACCUCAGCAAAAUGUGUGAGGCCAUGUUUCCUCGGGAAUUCACUCGACAUCAUUGGAUAAGAGGAGAAUACACAGUGGCCUCCGUCAUACGAAUAUCUCAAACGCUUUGGUGGUUCGGUGAGAAUGACCUUUUCCAGCCGUUCUUCCGGUUCCAUGUGCUCGAGACCUUGGAGUCCGAUAUACACCCUUACGAUGACAAGAUGAUCCUCACCUACUCGUGGCCAAUUCGUUGCGUUUGUCCAGAUGAACUCACGGUUAACAAGCGGUAUCUGAUGCUCACACACUCGUACAAGGCACGACAAACCUUAAAUAUUACCGCCAACACAGUGUUCCUGUCCCGUAUCAAACGUUAUACCAAAAGGCUCGCGUGUUGGAAAGGGGCUUGUGUCCGAUCAAAUAGGCGAAAUCGCAGACGUCGAUAUCCGAAUUCACACUGGCGUUGGGGCAGUACCUAAUUCACUGCUUGUUUACAAGCAUCAAGGAACCAUGUUCCCUCCCCCUUCUGAACCCAUCAAAUUUCACUAUUUAUGUCCACGCCACCGUGGAAGCCUGUUUACUUGACUUUUGUCCUUCGAAGGCAUUGAAUACGUCUCAGUAGGGAUUUGAAACAAAGUUAUCCUGUAGAUUCUCAUUCGGCAUGUGUUCC